Messenger RNA from Acyrthosiphon pisum (pea aphid), 2606 nucleotides. RefSeq lists its product as uncharacterized. NCBI's taxonomy places the organism in Eukaryota, Metazoa, Arthropoda, Insecta, Hemiptera, Aphididae. The record is from RefSeq and is a predicted model, not a curated record. Bases 451 to 2481 code for a protein of 676 amino acids. The transcript is spliced from 6 exons.
UUUAAAAAUAUUAAAUACAAAAUGUUCAAACAAGAUAUUAUUUUAUUAUUUACUAUUUAGUUUCGUUUAUCGAUUAUGAAGAAAUUGCUUAUCGUCGAUGAAAAGACAUGACGAUUGUAAAUGUUGUUAUCGACAAACAAAGAUAUUACGGGAAAAAUAAUAUUUCCCGUAUAUCAUAUAUCUAUUGACUAUUUGGCUAUUUAUAGUUCAUAGUAUCAUAGCACGGCGACACCCCGAAUCACAGUAUCCCACAUACACACACACACACACACACACACACACACCGUCACUCCGCACUCGUUAUUUGUUAAUCGUCCAGUCACUAUAAGACACUAUAGUUGUCAAUCGUUGUAAUAUUAUUGUUUGCACACUGCCGUGAGUCCUGACUAUAUAGAAUUGUUUUAAAAUACGCAGUAUAUUUUUAAUUUUUAUAUUAAAGACUUAACUAGUAUGGAAAAUGAACUAAUUCUUCCGUGGAAUAUUUAUAAUAUUCAUUUUAAAGUUAUUAAAAUAAUAAAUAGUUGCGAGUUGUACACUACGUACGAAGUAUCUUGCAAACAUUGUAUUUGUUCAAAGACGCGUACUGCUGAUUCACGUGCCCCAUCAAAUCUUCGCAAGCAUUUGAAAGAUAAACAUAGUAAUGUCAAGUCUGUUAGAGAAUUACUAGCUCCUUCUACUACUGUUUCAAUAGAUGUUAAAAGAAAAGUCAACACUGAAAUUAAUGAUAAUUCUGAUGUAAAAAAAAUCAAAAAUUUAAAUACUGUUCAGAUGUCAAUACUUAAUUGUUCAAAUCGUAAAAGUUUGACUUCUCAAGAAGACCUUGAUCAAAUGAUCUUAGACGUCAUAAUAAAUGCACAUUUACCAUUCAAUUUGGUUUCUCAUGAAAGUUUUAAAACAAUUAUUUCCAAAGGCUAUCCUGGAAGAACUGUAUUAUGUCGCCAGACUUUAAUGAAACGUAUAGAUAAUAGCUAUAAAGUUGCCUUUGAUAAAUUAAAGAACAAGUUGAAUUUGGUUGAAUUUGUAUCAACGACAGCCGAUGCUUGGUCUACAUUUAAAAGAUCAUACUUAGGAAUUACUGUUCACUGGAUCGAUACAGAAACAUUUGAACGCCAAUCUUAUUUGCUAUCUAUAAAACCUUUGAAAGGUAAACAUACUUAUGAUGUACUGGCUAGAGCAAUGGAGUCAGUAUAUACUGUUUUUGACAUAAAUGAUAAAAUAGUGUACUCAACAACAGACAAUGGAUCAAAUUUUGUCAAGAGUUUUAAAGUUUAUGGUCAAAAAAAUGAUGUUGAUUUACCAAUUGAAAAUAAUAUCACUCUUUUAUCUGAUAGUGAAGAAUCGGACGAUUUUGAUAUAAGUGAUGAAAAUACAGAUGGUACAGCUUAUGUAAAUAUUGCAGACCUAUUUGAUGAAGCAGAAGAUAUAGAUUAUAUUCUACCCAAGCAUCAUAGAUGUGCUGCGCAUACUUUGAAUCUAAUUGCAACCAAUGACAUAGAAAAAGAGUUGGCUUCUGUAAAAAGUAAAUCUUCAACACUAUGGACCUACAAACAGCAAUGUAGAGCUACUUUUGCUAAAGCUAAUAAUCUAUGGAACAAACAAAACCGCUCUACUCAAGUUGCAGACAGUAUUAAAGAAUGUUUUGGUGUGUAUCUAGUGACACCAAAUGAAACCAGAUGGAAUUGCACUUAUGAUUCCAUUACCUUUUUAUUGAAUCAUAUUAAAGUGAAUUUUUCAAAAUCUGUUAGAUUGUGUGACUCAAUUGGUGUUGUGCGUUUUAAAAAAGAAGAUAUUGAUUUUAUGGAAGAUUAUGUAACUAUCAUGGAACCUCUAGCAGCUGCCCUCGAUAUUCUACAGGGUGAAAAAAACAUGUAUUUUGGUUUUUUACUGCCUACUAUUUCUAUAUUGUUAUCAAAAUAUGAUGAUUUGCUUACAAAAAAGAGAUUAAAUUAUUGUGCAACAUUAAUUAAUAUUAUCAAAACAAGCAUUGAAACACGCUUUCGAAAAGAACAAGCAGAUAAGUUUUUAGUUAUUGCUGCUUUAUCUCAUCCAUAUUUUAAGACAUUGUGGAUAAAUAAUAAUAUAAUCAAAGAUUUGGCUGUUGCUAACUUCAAAGAAGCUGUUUUAAAAAAAUCAAAGUCUGAAGGUAUUGAGACAUCUAACAUAAAUGAUGAAAAUACUAAUAAACAUGGUGAUGAAACAUCUUCAUUUUUUUCUUGGUCCAAAAUUCAUUCAAAUUCCAAUAUUUCCAUUGAAAAUGAAAUAUCAAGUUUUUUGAAUAAGAGCCCUACGAAGAAUUUAUUGGUUUUAGAAGACACACCCAACAUUAAAAAAGUUUUUAUAGAACACAACACUCCGUUACCAAGUAGUGCUUCCGUUGAAAGAAUUUUUAGUGUAAGCAACGCUAUACUCACAAAACGUAGAGGGAGAAUAACUGACGACCAUUUUGAAAAGGUUAUGUUUCUUAAAUGUAAUAAAUUUUAAAAUACAAUUUUUUAUUAAUAAAGUAAUUCUAUAUAAACCUACAAUAGUCUUCUAUGUUCAAUACACAUUAUUACAUUAAACAAAUAAUUAGUUUUAAGAAUUAAGAAUCAGAAAAUAAUAAAGUU